AUGGCGGCAGCGCCAGGGCAGGAGACCCCGGCCCAGAGGCGGCCUUCAGCGCCGGACGCACCCAGCGCCGGGGCCCCCCGCCAAGCUCCCUUCCCGGAACCAAAACCGUCUGCGGGGGGCAUUUGUCCCUGGGGGGCGCCCCUGCAGGGCCGAGGCCCGCUGAGCGGGCACCUGCCUGUCGCCGAGGCGAGGCUGUGGGGGCCGAGACGCGCCCGCGUGUUGCGCGGCGGGAAGGGGUGUCGGGAGAAGGCGCCGCGGUCUCGAGGCAGGGGGGUCCCGAGUCGCCGCGGCGUGCUCGAGUCCCGCGCCGCUCGGCCGCCGAUUCGCCACGACCGCCGAAGCCCAGUUCCGCGCUCGGUCAGCGACUCGGCGCGCCGCCGCGAGGCACGAGCUCCCCCGGCCAGGGCGGAGCUGCCGCCGGAAUUUUCUGAGCCUGUGGCGCCGGUCCCCGCGGGCCGGUCUCCGCGAAUCUGCGGCGGGCCCGGAGCCAGGAGAGGGGCGGGGCGCGCGGCCGCAUCUGCGUCUGCGCGAGGCGGGGCGGGGCCGUUGUGGGCGGGGCCUCCGCGCGUCUGGAGCUGCGCCUGCGCGCCCUCCUCCCGCGCCCUCCCCGGGUCGCCCCUCCAGUCCUCCCGCCGCCCCCCAGCCCCGCUCUCCCCGAAUGCCACCGCCGGAGCCCCGUCCUCCUUCCUUAUUGCUGCGCGCCUGUAUCUGCAUGGGGUUUCAUCUCAGGGAGCAGGCCCUGCGCAGCAAAGAAAACCAUUUUCUGCGAGGCUCCGCAGACUGGAAGAGCAGUUUUGCAGGUUCCAAGAGGUGACCCUCACAGACCUUCAAGGCGUCGUUAGCAACUACAACCUGUCCCACAGCAUCAACACCCGGUUCCUGGGCCUGGCCUCAGAGACCCAGGCCAUGGCUCUGGCAGUCAACCAGUCGCUGGCCACUGUGCAGGACCACCUGGGCCACCUCAAGACCUGGAUGUGCAAGACCCAGCACAGAAGCCAGAAGGUGGACUCCAGGCUGCUGGCCUUGGGCACUGCCCUGAGCGAGAGGCGGGCACAGUGUUCCCGGGACAGGAAGGAGCAGGCGGCACAGAGGGACACCCUCUCCCAGCUGGCCCUGGGCGUGUGGGCUCUGCAGGACAAGAUGGCUCACCUGACGCACCUUGUCCAGAGCGAGGGUGUCAGGCUGGCUGCUCUCAAGGGGUGGCCGCAGGUGCCCAGCCCUGACCCCACAGUCCCAAGGCCACCCCUUGCCCAGCGCCCAGCCCUGCCUGGGCCGCCAGGCCCAAGCUCCCUGAAGCCACGGGGCAGGCAGGCGCCCAGAGCUUCUCCUGAGCCCAGGCACCCACCUCAGGACUUUGCUGAGCAUCUCCAGGGGAUGCAGGAGCCCCCAGGCCCAGGCAGCCUGUGGGCACAGCCCCCGAAGGACCAGGAAAGAGUAAGUGCCACAAGCCUGCCCCCGACCCAUCUCUGCUCUUCCCCCUCCCCCUCCUUAGGCCUCCACUCCCCUCUGAAAAGCCUCCCCAGGGCUGUAUGGGGAGGACACUGGCUACAUGCCCCAGCAGAAAGUGACCAUCCUGGGGAUGACCUGUCCGUAAGCCCCCCAUACGUCGAGCCACACAGUGGCCUGGGCAUUGUGAACAUACACACACAUGUGGACGCUGCCCAUGGUAAAUGCCCACUUGGAACUGGCGGCCUCGCAGCCUGGAGGGACUGGCUGCAGCAGCCACAGGAGGCCCACAGAGGCCCCGUCCGUGGGAGUGGUGGCCCAGGCCCACCCAAACGAGGUGCCUGCCUUCCCCGAUACUCGUCUCCCCACUGUGAGACUAUGUUUCUGGAUGCUUCUGGGCGGCUCCUGCUGCGGGAGUUGACUCUCCCGUUUCUAGCUUGCAGUGUGGGCCCUGUGCUUGUCUUCCCGAAUGCCUCCACCAAGAACGUGGUCUUCCUCAGCCCUGGCUUCCUCUGGAGCCUGCAGGCCCUGUCUGUGUGCAGCUGGAUCCGCACGGCCUCAGGCCACCUGGGCACCCUGCUCUCCUCUGCCGUGCAGGAGAAUGACAGUAAGCUGGCGCUGCUCAGCCACGACUCCCUGGUCCCCGGCUCUGGCCUUGUGAUCGGAGACCCAGCCUUCAGGGAGCUGCCUCUGCAGCCACUGCUGGAUGGCCAAUGGCACCACGUGUGUGUCAUCUGGACGUUCAUCCUGGGCAGGUGUUGGCUCCACAUAGACUGCAGGCUAGUGGCCACUGGCUCCCAUUUCAGAGGGGGCUACAAGAUCCCUCCAGGAGGGUCCCUCGUGCUGGGCCAGGAGCAGGACAGUGAGGGGUGGUUUGACAGCUCUGAGGCCUUCGUGGGGAGUGUGGCAGGCCUGGCCACAUGGGGCUGGGCACUGGUCCCCAGGGAGGUCUCAGACCUUGCCACCGGGAAAGAGCUCCCGAUGGGCCCCAUCCUGACCCUAGCCAACACCUCGUGGGUUGGCAGAUUCGUGCAGAGGGUGAACUGCACCCAUCUAGUGCCCUAGCUGCAGUCAUGCUUGGGCGGUGAGAGGAGAGUCUCCAGCAGCCGCUGGCCACCCUGACCCCAGCACCCUCCAUAGAGGGCCCCCCAAAACCCACACUGGGAAAUGAAGGGUAGACCGCUGCACCUACCUGGGCUGGGCACAUGUGCCCUCUACGGGGGGUGCAAGGAAGCAUGGAGGGGAGACAGGGCCGACUGCCCUAAGGACCCCAUGCAUUCCUGCAGACCCCGGCUCUUUGUGGCGUGACAUGGUUUCAACAGGGCCCCAUCUCGCCAAUGGGAGCACCGGCCUCCACAGGCUCCCCUCCAGCUGUGGGUUUGCGGUGACACUGGUCUGGUUCCCAGAGACCCCAUUCCCCACGGAACUGCAGAGGCAGCCCGGGCUCUGUCCCUGCCUCUCUCACGGUGGCUUUCUGGGUUCCCUCGGGUGAGCACUGUUCCAACUGCCCCCGAACAGCACUGGAGUCCAUUUUCCUGGCCCCAAAGCCACUGCCCCUUCUCAGGAGCCCCAGGGUCUCCCUCAGCUCCUGUGGUGGUUGAUGAGGCUGCCAGAGCCGCCGGGAAGGGGACCACUGAGGGACAAAGCCAUUCAGAAGGAAACACUGAUAAUGCAGGGGCCACGCUUUUAAAGCAACCCUACCAGGGUAUAACUUACAUAGGUGUACAGUUCAAAAUUUUCAGUAAAUUUACUGAAUUGUGCACCCAUCCCCAUAAUCCAGUUUCAUAACGUUUCUGUUGCUCUCCUCCAAAAAAAAGAAACCCCAAAUCAUGCCUGUUAGUGGUCCCUCUGCCCCAGCCCUCCCCGGCUGGAAACCAUCCAUCCACCUCCUGCCCCUGUGGGUGUGCCGCUCUGGACGGUCCACGCAAAUGGAAUCACACACCAUGUGUCCUGUGUCUGGCUUCUCCCACGUAGCACCAUGUUUCUCAGGCUCAACCCACUUAGUUCGUUUGCGUGGCUGAGCAAGAUUCCGUGUGUGCACCACCCCCCCACCCCCUCCUGCUGACCCGCUCAUUGUUUGAUCAGUAUUUGGGCGGUUUCCAAUUUUUGGCUGUUGUGAAUAAAGCCAGUAGGAGCAUUCUCAUGUGAGUCUUCAUGGAGACCCAAGUUCUUCUUUCUCAAGUGGAUACCUAGGAGUAAAACUGCUAGUUG
Molecule: messenger RNA, 3657 nt
Organism: Manis javanica (Malayan pangolin)
Lineage: Eukaryota; Metazoa; Chordata; Mammalia; Pholidota; Manidae
Source: RefSeq, a predicted model, not a curated record